Molecule: messenger RNA, 2619 nt
Organism: Lucilia sericata (common green bottle fly)
Lineage: Eukaryota; Metazoa; Arthropoda; Insecta; Diptera; Calliphoridae
Product: synaptic vesicle glycoprotein 2B
Exons: 4
Coding region: 364-2106 (580 amino acids)
Biological process (GO): transmembrane transport
Cellular component (GO): membrane
Molecular function (GO): transmembrane transporter activity
Source: RefSeq, a predicted model, not a curated record
CUAAAAAAUUUACUGUUUUCGAGCUGUUAGGAGCUCAAAACCUCUUAGUGUUUGCUGAAGUUGUUAAAAACUAAAAGUUUCCCUUUUAAAACCAAAACCAAAGGACAGAAGAGCAAAAACCAUUCGUAAGGUUGCGAAAAAGACAUUUUAAAGAAAAGAAAAUUUAAAAUUUUCAAUAAAAAAAGCUUUAUACACAAUUAGCUGUUGCUGCUAGUUAACUAUUAACUUUAAAAUUUGUUGGUUAAAGUAAAACUUAACUAAAGUUUUAAUAAAUUUUUUCCCCCUUUUUUGGAACGAAUUUUUCUUUUUUCUUUUGCGGAUUACGCGUCGCACACGGAUAAAACAAAAAAGCUACUUCAUAGAAUGGUAGAAGGUGACUCUCAAAAUAAAGCAAGUAAUAAUUAUAAUGUAGAGACUGGACUACAACCAAACGAUAAUAAUACAACUACAACAACUGUAGAUAAUCGCUCUAUUUUACAACCUUACGGCUUGGUUACUGACUCUAAAGAUCCCGGCUAUCACAUCAACGAGGCCUAUGAGAAUGAUAAAAAUGACGUAGAAAAAGGCGGUAAUGCUGGCCGUUCUGGCGGCGGCCUUAAGGCCGGCUUUGAACAGGCCAUAGAAAUGUGCGGCUAUGGCAAAUUCCAUUAUAUACUAUUGGCCAUUUGUGGUCUGGUUAGUACGAGUGAAGAAAUGGAUGUCAUUUCGAUGUCAUUCAUUUUGCCCUCGGCCCAAUGUGAUUUGAAUUUGAAUACGGAAACUAAAGGUUGGCUUAACUCCAUCAUCUUCAUUGGCAUGAUGGUGGGUGCUUAUUUUUGGGGUAGUAUUGCUGAUUCGAUGGGCCGUAAGAAAGUACUGAUUGUUAUAUCGUUUAUGAAUGGUUUUUGCAUUGUCGCCUCGUCAUUUUCGCAAACUUACGAAUGGUUUAUGCUGUUUCGAUUUUUGAAUGGUGCUGCCCUUGGUGGUAGCGGUCCUGUCAUCUGGUCCUAUUUCGCCGAAUUUCAACCUAAAUCGAAACGCGGUUCCAUGUUAUCCUUCAUGGCCGCCUUCUGGACAUUUGGUAAUCUAUUUGUGGCCGGCUUAGCCUGGCUCAUCAUACCAACUGGCAUUGGUUUUGUCACUCCUCUCUUCACCUACAACUCAUGGCGUAUCUUUUUGAUGACCUGCUCCAUACCCUCCUUCAUUGUGGCCUUUUUACUCUUCUAUUUGCCCGAAUCACCUAAGUUCCUGUUGUCCAAGGGUAAACAGGAUAAGGCUAUGGCUAUAUUCCGUGGUAUUUUUGUGACCAACACUAAGAAACCAGCUGAAUUGUAUCCGGUAACCGAAUUGGAUAUUGAUGAGAAACUAUUGGCUGAGAUCAAGGAAAAUCGUGAAAGUAUUAAGGGCAAAUAUGCUAAAAUGUUAUCGGGCAUGGUGGAUCAUAGUAAACAAUUGUUUACUUCACCUAUUUUGAAGUUUACCUUGGUCUCCAUUACUAUUAACUUCACUUUCCAUAUUGGUUAUUAUGGUUUGAUGAUGUGGUUCCCGGAAUUGUUUAAUCGUUUCGAGGAGUAUAGCACCAAUUUCCCCAACAAUCAAACGGCUGGUGUGUGUACUGUGACCAAAUAUGUGGUGGAUAAAAUUGCCCAUGAGGAUGCUGUCUGCUCUUCCCAUAUUCCCUCCGCCGUUUUCAUGGAAUCCUUGAUCUCUUUGGCUUCUGCUUUGCCCGCCAAUUUGAUUGCCAUUUUGGGCAUGGAUUUAUUGGGUCGUAAAUUCUUUUUGAUCUUUGGUACCAUGACCGCUGGUGUCUGUUCCGCUGCCAUGUACUUUGUCUACAAUUCCACCCAGAAUUUAAUAGUAUCGGCUGUGUUUAGUGGUGCCAUUUCUGCCGCCAAUGCUGCCCUAGAUUGUUUGAUUACUGAGGUCUUCCCCACUCAUCUGCGUGCCACUGGUGUGGCUAUUUCUAUGGUAGCUGCUCGUAUGGGUGGUAUUAUUGGUAAUAUUGUAAUAGCUACUUUAUUGGAUCAAUAUUGUCCGGCUCCUACGUUUAUUGUGGCUGUGCUGCUUAUGGGUGGUGGUCUGAUGUGUCUAUUGCUGCCCAAUACCACCAAAAAAGAAUUGAAUUAAUCGAGAGCAGCUGGGGUUGCUAUUACGAGAGUUUAAGUCAUAAAUAUACUCAAACAAAAAAAUUACACUUACACACACAGUUUCCUUUUCCCCUUAAUCCUUUCCCUCAACAAAUAACACUUAUCCCUACACUUACACACACACACACUUCCACUCUUCUCCUUAAGUAAUUUUAACAAAAUUUUCUGUUUUACUUUUUUUGUUUUGAAAUAAUUAUGAUUGAUUGAUUGAUGAUGAUGAUGUUUAGUUGGUUAGUUGAGCCUUUCCUUUUCUAGUUUUCUUUUCCUUUUUGUAAUUUCUUUAAUUAAAUAACUACCACUAUAUUCUUAUAGUGUGUUUUGCUAAUGCCGGCUCCAAAUUCUUACACCAUUUGGUAUUUUUUUUUAAUAAAAAUGUAUUUUUAUUUUUUUGUUCUUUUAAUUUUAGGUAAAUGUUGUAAAUUUCUAUUUAUAUAGAAAUAUUAUGUAAAAUAUUGUAUUAAUUAUAAACCACAAACUAAUGUAUUGUUAAUAA